Molecule: messenger RNA, 1663 nt
Organism: Eurypyga helias (sunbittern)
Lineage: Eukaryota; Metazoa; Chordata; Aves; Eurypygiformes; Eurypygidae
Product: obscurin-like
Exons: 3
Source: RefSeq, a predicted model, not a curated record
AUGGAUUACAGCUCGUUCAGCGGAGUCCCCCGGUUCUUGACCCGGCCAAAGGCAUUUAUGGUGUCUGUGGGGAAGGAUGCCACCUUGAGCUGCCAGAUCGUUGGAAACCCCAUCCCAAUUGUGACCUGGGAAAAGGAUAAACUUCCAGUCCAGUCUGGAGGAAGGUUUAAAACCACGGAAGAUGGGGAUCUCUAUAGGCUAACAAUCUACGACCUGAGCCUGGAGGACAGUGGUCAAUACAUCUGCCGGGCCAAGAAUACCAUCGGAGAAGCUUUUGCAGCUGUCAGCAUCAAAGUUGGAGAGGAGACCACAGUAACGGAGUCAGCCCCAUACUUCAUCCAGAAACCCUCCUCCAUCAAAGUAACGCUGGGAGAAGAUGCCAUGUUCAAAUGCAAGGUCCAGGGCAGCCCUCCCCUCUCCGUGAACUGGGAGAAGGAUGGGAGACAUCUGCGGAACCGGGCUGAUGCCGGACGCUUCCAGAUGGAGUCUGCCGGGGAGUCUAACGCUCUCACCAUCCAGUGUGCCCGGCUGGGGGACAGCGGCACCUACACUUGCCGGGCAGAGAAUCCCAUCGGCUCUGCCAGUGCCUCAGCUGCGCUGGUGGUGGAAAUGCAGGGCUCUUCCAACCCGGGCAGCAGCAGCCACUUCGAUGCCAGCUGCGGCAAGACGGCAUCCUUGUUGUCUCACUUGCAAAAGAGGCGGGAAGAGAUCAGAAAAACGGACAUCUCCCAUGGGGCCCUUGAUUCAACAUCUGCCCAGUCUUACUGCAUGGCAGAAGGGCUCUCUGGCAUCAGCUACAGCCUCUCCCGGGAUUACGAGAGAGCCGCUGGACUUGCCACCAAGGGGGCCCGCAACGCGACGUUUGGGGCGUUGACACGCACGUGCAGUGUGACGGAGGGGAAGCACGCCAAGCUCAGCUGCUACGUGACGGGUGAGCCCAAGCCAGAGAUUGUGUGGAAAAAGGACAAUGAGGUCAUUUUGGAAGGGCGGCGGCAUGUCAUCUAUGAGGAUGAUCAGGAGAACUUUGUGCUGAAGAUCCUCUUCUGCAAACAGAUAGACAAUGGGCUGUACACCUGCACGGCCUCCAACCUGGCAGGCCAGACCUACAGCUCCGUGCUCGUCACCGUCAAAGAACCUUCAAUACCCUUCAAAGAAAAACUGAAGGAUCUUGAAGUGAGGGAGAAGGAAUCUGCCACCUUCCAGUGUGAAGUGCCUGUACCUAGUACAGAGACGGCUUGGUUCAAGGAGGAAACCAAACUCCGGCAGAGCAAGAAAUACAACAUCGAAGAAGAGGGCACGUAUCGCCGGCUCACUGUCCAGAACGUCACCGCAGAUGACGAUGCUGUCUAUAUCUGCGAGAUGAAAGAAGGGAGCAGGACCAUCGCAGAGUUGUCUGUCCAAGGGAACAUCAUUAAAAAACUUCCCCGCAAGACCGCAGUCUUCAUAAACGAUACGGCCAUCUUCUGCGUGGAGCUGGACAAUGAAUGCCAGGACAUCCGAUGGCUGAAGAAUAAAGAAGAAGUGAAACCCAGUGAUCGGAUCUCCAUCACAUGCUCGGGCAAGCAACAUACCAUGAUCAUCCGAGAGUGUAAGAUGGAAGAUGCUGGUGAGAUUGCCUUCCUGGCUGAUGACAGCAGGACUUCUACCCAGUUCACUGUGACCA